This is a messenger RNA of Porites evermanni, 31847 nucleotides long. NCBI's taxonomy places the organism in Eukaryota, Metazoa, Cnidaria, Anthozoa, Scleractinia, Poritidae. The record is from the annotation of a GenBank genome assembly.
GAAAGUAAAUAUCAUGACGGACUUCGUGGACGCAGAGAUUUUCUUAAUCGAUGGCGACUCGUUGCUACUGGAUCUUCUUGGAGAUUGGAGCUUGGACUGGAGAAAUGGAGGGCAGUUCCUCCAUCUGAUCUAUCUAGUGGAACGAUUUUUGCAGUAUUUUACAGAUAAAGGUUAGUUCGGCCGAAUUAUAUCAUGAAAACAAAGAUUGUUAACGCAGUUUCGCUUACAAAAAAGACUAAGUUAGUGCUGUCUUAUGUGGGGAGUCAACGUAUACUAACUGUUUCCUUGCGUCGGUAUUCAGGGCGGAAAAACGUUCUGCGCAAGCUUCUGCGCAUCCCUUAUCGCAGGCUCAAGGUGGGCUUCUCUGUGUGUUGACUGGUUGCUGGAGUUCUGAGUGAAAUGCACGAGGUGCGAACGUUUGCUCCCUGUAAAGCAUUUUUAUUUGACAUGUUUGCUUUUUUUUCGUCGCUUGAAAAUUACUUUGGAUUCAGAACAACCAAUGUUAAAGGNGGACGCAGAGAUUUUCUUAAUCGAUGGCGACUCGUUGCUACUGGAUCUUCUUGGAGAUUGGAGCUUGGACUGGAGAAAUGGAGGGCAGUUCCUCCAUCUGAUCUAUCUAGUGGAACGAUUUUUGCAGUAUUUUACAGAUAAAGGUUAGUUCGGCCGAAUUAUAUCAUGAAAACAAAGAUUGUUAACGCAGUUUCGCUUACAAAAAAGACUAAGUUAGUGCUGUCUUAUGUGGGGAGUCAACGUAUACUAACUGUUUCCUUGCGUCGGUAUUCAGGGCGGAAAAACGUUCUGCGCAAGCUUCUGCGCAUCCCUUAUCGCAGGCUCAAGGUGGGCUUCUCUGUGUGUUGACUGGUUGCUGGAGUUCUGAGUGAAAUGCACGAGGUGCGAACGUUUGCUCCCUGUAAAGCAUUUUUAUUUGACAUGUUUGCUUUUUUUUCGUCGCUUGAAAAUUACUUUGGAUUCAGAACAACCAAUGUUAAAGGAAAAACGGAUCAUUCCGUCAGUCUGAGGUGGAAUAAAAGGUCUGAACAUUUCUUAAGAGGCGAGUAUUUUUCUGAUUGUGCAUCCGAUUGAUUUAUGAGUUGAUUUCGCGGGGUUGAAUUAAAACCCGCAUGUAUUCUGUUAUUAGUAGUUACGGUUACUUUUUUUACAUGCCCAGAUUUAUUACCUUUGCAGAACCAGCUUUAUCUUUGUCUUCAGUCAAAAACCCAUAUUGCUGUUAAAACGCAUUAGAAUGAACAAACUUGUGCGCUUAUUAAACUUUCUCGGAAAUAGAAGGCUAGCAAGCUUACUCAAGAUCAUUUUUCUGUUGCUCAAGUAAUAGUAGUCAGAGUUUUUUCAUUUUUCAUUACAUAGUUUUGUUUUCCAGUGCACUGUGAAAGUUUCUGUUCUUUAUAAAGAAUAACUUUCCGUACGCAAAUUGUCCUUUUUACUCGCUGUGAAGUAGAGAACGACAACUGCCGACAGUGACUUCAAAACAAUUGACUCUUUUCCCGUAAACAAUUGCUGCAGCUUGAUAUGACUGAGGCGAGCAAAACAAACCGUUAUGUGCAAUCUUCUGUAUUUUCUAAUUAUCGGCUGAGUUUAAUUUGCUUAAACGAAGACCCUAGCAUGGACCAGUUAAGCGUAUUGAAAACAGCUAAAUGGUGAAUCAUGGCUUGGCUGCCAAGUUGCAACUGAUCUUUUGCUUUUAAGAUCUUUAGGUAGGUUGUUUUCGCACAAAAAAUUCAUUUCUUCAUUGUCAGCAACAAGUUUUUGAAAUAAUGUAGCUUUAACUUCGUUUGAAGGAAUCCUUCUUACUUGUAGGUUUUUGGCAGAUGUUAUGCGUGUUCAACUUGACAACACAAAGCAAAAUUUAUAUAUCUGCGUGAAACGAUCAAGUUUAAAAAAACGAUAUAGUUGCUUUGAAACCGAUUUUUGGGAAGAUUUUACUAGAUAAAGAUUGACCUUCUUUCUGCUCACAUAUCAACGCAAUAACUUCUACAUUGAGGAUUUUGUUUAUAUUUUAGUGAUCUGCGAAACUACGAGUGUCCGAUCGAGCGAGGGUUUUAAAAUAUCANAUUGACCUUCUUUCUGCUCACAUAUCAACGCAAUAACUUCUACAUUGAGGAUUUUGUUUAUAUUUUAGUGAUCUGCGAAACUACGAGUGUCCGAUCGAGCGAGGGUUUUAAAAUAUCAGCUCGAGUUCGACAAAGUUCAGUGACUUCAAACACAUUGUGGGCAAGCGUUAUUUUUUUGGGGCAAAUCACUGUCCAAAGAUAUGUUGUUUUUGUGUCCACAGUGGAGCUCCGGACCUUAUAUAUCCAGAAACUUUCUUAUAUGAACACAUUUUGUGAAUGCAUCUUGAAAAAAAUGGGACCUACGCAUGCACAUUUCCAGUACAACGCAAGGAAAUUAAUGUCGUUAAAGUCCGUUUUACUAUGAGGUAUUCUUCGAGAAAAUUAUGUAACGAUAAGGUUAUAACCACAGCUUGCAACUUUUGAAGACAAAUUGCCUGUUCUUUCCAGGUUAUGAGUGGAAACAUUUUAUUUUUAGGCAAGAAAAUAUUUGAAAUCCCGCCAUUUUUUCAAACCCGGCCAGGGGAUCUGGGCAAAAAAGUUCACGCAUGCUCAUUACGUUUUUCCGCCCUGAAGCGUCGGUACGUCCCACGACUGGUGCGAUAAGUAUCACCUUUGGCCACGAUGGCCCUUGCACACAAUGUAGUUUCGCUCCAUACAGGAAACAUUGAGACAUAUUUAUGCGAUUAACAGAUAAGUAUUGUUUCUGGCUACGGUGGCACUUUCACGCAAGGUUGUUUUGUUCCAUACAGAAAAAAAUAUACAUUAACUAACCUGGUUUAUUUUAAUUAGGGGGCGUUUUCCACAUCGUCUUCUUUAAGGACAUGGAGUUUAUUUGGACCAGCCAGCCGUCUAUGCUGUUGGCUCGCCAAGCCCUUAUUCUGCACCUUCAGUACAAUACAAGAUUCACCGUUGUGACUUCAAUCAACAAUUUCUGGGAAAAGCAGUGGAAAGAUCAUGUUGAUGACAAAGUUCCCGCUUUUCUGUUGCUAACAGAUGCAGAGAAAAUUCCUUGGAAAGCCACUGAAGUGAAAAGGCGCGAAUUUCAGUUUUUCUUCAGAAGUCUUCUGCUUCUUAGUUUAGGACAGGGGUUGAACUGUGUGUUUAUUGCCGGUGUUACCAUGACUGCAACUAAAGUGAUGGGAUAUUACAUGGAGUCUUUAGCAACAUAUAAAGCCCACUUCAGAAAGGUAAUUCACCAUAACUUGCCUUUAACAUUAAGAUGUUGGUAACACUUCCAUGAACAGAAAUCUCUCUUUAACUGUUUGUUCAGCGUGAUCAAAAGUGAUAUGAAUCAACUCGCAAUCAGUAGUGAACAAGUGGUGUUCUUUUUCAUGACGAAAUAGUUUACUUUUGCUUAAUUCUGUUUAAAAAACCCUUGAGAUUAAGCUUUAAGCUCUUCUAAUUAAAAAAAGCUCUUGGAUCUCAUCUGAAAGGUUUUUUAAAAUGUGGGAAAUACAUGUAGUGUGGAGCAACCUUAAAUUUAGAGGAUAUAAGGGGGCUCCUAACCGCAUCCCACCUGUUGGAGAUCGUUUAGCACAGUGGCGUUUAAUAAGCAACCCUGCGAACAGAGCCUCCCUUUGUCUUCCACUUGAUCCUGGCAGCAUGCAACGCAUGCUGAACAAAGAUCUUACUCGGUUCGUGCACAGUCUUUCUCGAGUACGCCUAAAUCGAGUAAGCGAAAGAAAGGCUUUCCUGGAAGGUAGUUGAUAAGCUUGAAAUCUGUUUAACUUAGCACAGAGGUGGAUGUAAAGGGUUACUAAAACAAAAAUCAUUCGUCAAUCAGUCAGUUACUAAGCAGAUCGAGAGUCAGGCCUUAAAUUAUUCCAUGCAGGUGAAAAAAAUAGUACAUGAUAAAGAUUGGUGGUAUACAAUCAACUGAUCGAACCUGACGAGAUGCAACUCACCUUGAUCUUGACUCUGAAGAUGACUACCACACAGGUUGUCGAAACGUCAGUCACCGUCAACAACAGUUCUAUUUAACAAUCGGUCGGUAUAAAACGCAGACUGCGGACCAGAGGUAAAAUGCAGACUGAGAGUAAAAUGAAGACUGCAGAAUGAGAGUAAAGCGCGGGCAGGGUGCAAAAUGCAAACCAAGCAUAUACUGUAGUCGCGGAAGGGUUUAAGGGCAAAAAUAUCCUGCAAAUACAUGUAAACGAUCACUUACUUGACAUCUGCUUUCACAAAUCUAUUCCUUUCUUCUCUGGAACGUCAUCGACGACCCGAAAACAUAUUUGCAAUCUUGAACCUUUUUCCGUCCGAGAGACCUCACGCUCCAAAUUCAAGCGCGAAGUUUUCGAUACACAUGACCGUGAAUUGGUACCACACCACGAUGUUUACGCUUAAAAAAAGCUGCUGACAAAAAAUACUGUAAAGAAGGAAUAAUGAUGAUAAAAAGGGGAGGAAAUCAUUCCUCAACAAAGAAAGAUGUUCUGCAGGGAAUUUGGAAGACCUUUUAUGAAAGUAUUGCAAAUCAUGGUACGCAGACUUUAGCUGUUCGGAUGUUCAUGGUCACUUCUGGCGAAUGUGCAUCUCACUGAACAACAAGUGACUGUACACUGUAGACAAUAAAUCAAUAGAAUGCGAGGUUCACUUCAAAUAUACCUGCAACUUGUCGUUCUCCAUGUUAGUAUCUGCCGCGCCGAAUGCCUAAGAUGCCAAGUUGGUAUAAUAAAUGGUUUACACAUUACAUGCGUCUCACAUGUGUCCCUUGUCAAUCUCGUUUCCCGUUCUGCUGGACAAAGGUAACGCGGGUAACGCAGACUCUGGGUUACAGGAAAAAAAAUCGACUUCCUCAUUGUUUCCUGAUUGUAGUUUCUCUUAUUUUCCCCCAGUGUGCUUCUAAGAUUUCUUUCUUUAUUUUACCCCCAGCCGGCGUUUUACUCUCGGUCUGCGGUCUGCAUUUUACCCCUGGUCCGCAGUGUGCGUUUUACACUGACUGGUUUAACGAUCACCCGGACGAUCAUAUCCCACUAACGUAUGACAUGACUCCUGGGUUAAAACCAUUUACUUUGUUACAGACAAAAAAAACUUAAUGAAUUUGCUUGCUUUGACAGCUCUUGAGGCCUUGCAGGAUAACUUGGACUGCUGUAAUGCGAAGCAUGCGUAACAGAGCCUUCAGCGAUAACAUUAAGGCUCCAGAAAGUUCUUUAUCAAGACAGGUAUGAACAGCAACAGUAACAAAAAUAUUAAUUAAAAGAAAAAAAACAGAGCGCACAUCGGCUUGCCCUAGAAGCGUUAAGAAGUUAGAGUUGGUCGUAAUGAGUUGAAACUCUUGCAGAGUACACAAGAUACAUGAAGUCUUUGGAUGAGUACGCACGUAAAAUCUGCAAGCGUUUUAACAGUUAUGACCAGGAAUAUAUAGGUUUUCAGAUAACUAGAGAAACAUGGUAAGUGAAACAUAUUCUGUAUAAAAUUGCCUUGUAUCAUUUAACACGAAGGUUGUUGCUCUAUAUUGUAGUGCGACCUAAAAGAAAAAGUGUAUUCUACUCUUCAAGAUCAAGGAGGAUGCCGUGAGGUGGUAACGGUACUUUGCUGUGAAAUUAUCCUGAGAAAAAUUCUGAGUAACCCGGCUCACAACAGCAAGGUGAGUAAGUUGCGUGGGUUAAUAGCCUUGACCCUUCUGAAGUAUCGAAAAAUUGUAUAACCGCAAACCCGCUCAGUUCUUACGCACCCCGGGCAAUGAAAUAUGCAUAUGGCUAAAAGAAGGAACUGGAUAUCCCUCUGUCUGAUCAUUCUUGUCUAUUACAUUAACGACUGAUUCCAACAAUCCUCAAGUAAAUUCGCUACAGGCCUCUAUUAAAGUCGGUUUCGAUCCAUAUCGUAAUGAGAUAAUAAGGAUUUUUGAUUACCAUCUGGAAGAGCCAGAUUCUCCACUCCCUCCGAACCCCCCCCCCCCCCCCAAAAAAACAAAAAACAAAAAAAAUAAACAAAACAAGAAGGGAGUGGAUAUAGAGAAAUUAUAAGAUAAAGUUCUCUUUAAUUCGGUGUGUCCAUCACUUCGUCAUAAGACAAAAAGAACUUUUUUCUCAACCCCGUGGAGGCCAAAAAACCCCCCCCCCCCCCCCCCCCCCCCCCCCCCAAAAAAAAAAAAGGAAGAAAGAAAGGAAAAGAAACUACAGAGGGUGUUUUACGCAAUAAUUGACGGGCUCAUGUUUAACGACAGUUACAGCUUUACGGCCAGUGGUUGUUCCAAAGAUGAGAAUGAACGUGUGAAGAAUUCUUAUUAAGAUCAAUUUGGUACUGGUCCAUAUAAAGUUUCACUUUUAUGACGUUUAGGUCGUGUGGUGUCUUGGCGGAAAAAUGUGGACAUGGAGUUACACACUGUAAUUUACGGUUCAAUGAUUUUGUGUAACAGGACACAGUGAAAACUGCGGAAGAUAAAAUCAAGCUUUUCCUGCUUCACUCUUUAUUGCUAAAGAAACUGCCGUUGAAGUACAGAGCUCAUACCAUAAACGACCAUUUGUCAACUAGACUCUGCAAAGAAGAGAAUGGUCAAUUUUACCCUCUCGACGAGGUAGGUAAGACGUAACUGAGGUAGGAGGCUCAGUCUAUUGUGUCUCUGCUGUAGGUACGCACUGUAUUCAAAAUCGAUAACUGUUUAAAAUAGGACGAAUCUAUAACCUGAGUAAAACAUCAUGCGAUGUGGAUGGGUAAUUUGGUGCUGAUAUUUAAAUGGUGUAAAAACGCCAUACUAGAGAUUGAACUUUCGUCAUGACGAGAAUUGAACUCGAAACCACCGAAGCCUGACGCCUAUACCACAAUGCUACCUCGCCCGGGGAGGGGGGUACUUCCUUGUAAUAGGCUAAUGGGGACUUCCCGCUGGACGGGGGUCGCAUUUUCACGACUGGAUUGACUAUAAUGGGGUUGCAUUUUCAAUAGGGGUAGUAGAAUGACCUGGGUCGUACAUUCUCGGAAUUUUGGGGAAAGAAACUUCUGGUUAGUAGGGCCAAAAUGGGAAGAUUCGAGGUUAGAAAGUUGUCACCAUCUUUUGUGUAAAGUGACUAAGUUGGGAUCGCGAAAAUUCCUUUUGCCCAAAACUGACUAAGAUGGGGUCUAUAAUUGGCCACAGAAUAGACUGUAAUGGAGUAGUGGUUCUGGGCACAUACGUAGCAAAAAUGGACCCGAGAUUCCCCCGGUUACCUCGUUGAAUUUCGUUGUUCUUACACUUCUUUAACAGAUACAUAAAUGCCUGUGGAAGAUUUUAAAGACCAUACAGGAUGAGUACCCUUCUAUGAAGGAUGCUGGCCAUUCACUGGAUAUGACUUCAGUGGCUGAUCUUAUGGACGGUAGACUUGUCUAUACUCUCCUUUCCAUGGCCUUGGAGCUGAAAGGAAUUGAAGGUUCCAAAUAAAUUAACCAAACUCUUUCCUAUUUUAUGAUUAUUCUGCCAGUUUCCUCCCUUCCACUCGUUCUCAUUUGGUUACUGAAUUUAAUCAUCUGCGAUUCCUCUCAGCGGAAAGUUUACCGGAAGAAGUGAUAGAAGAGGGAGAACGUGCAUGGGGUAAAGUUGUUGCUGCUGUGAAAAGCACUUCCACUCAACACUCUGACGUUUUGUCCCCUCAUUUUCUUCCUUUUGGGGUCGACAUUGGAAAGGAGCUUCAUAAAACGAGGGAAGGUGAGAGUAGAGUUUAAUUGAAACCAAAUUAGGCUUGUGUGGCCUCAGUUAUCACUGGUACUAAUUAACGAUAUCGAGACCGCUUGUUUUUUUCGUGCAGUAUUUUUGUGCGCACACUGUUAUUCCUUUUGUGAGGGUGGCGGCAAAAGGAAUCUCAUUAGUUUUGUUCUGGGCUCCUUCGUAAACUGCAUAAUAUUCUCUGUUAGAAAUACAUCAUUGUCCAUAAUAUCAUUCUUAUGCCUUAUCUCAUGAACAGAAUCUCGGGAACUCGAAUGUGGCUAUUAUCACCUACGACAUGAUCAUUUGCAUUAAAACAAGGUUUUAAUCUUAGCCAGCAUGCCCCCAUCUUUUAAGAUCAUCGUUGCUGGUCCUGUUUGAACUCACGAACCGCGCCGCUCAUGAUCAGUUGGAAGCGCGCCGGUCUGCUGAGAUUAGCGAGCAGCGAUUAAACAAGAGGCCUAUAAGCGCAUGACGUGGACGCGUGGCGUCCUGUACGUUUCUAAGACAGUAUCAAAACUCGCUCUUGGAGUUGCCAGAUGUUUGCUUUAAAAAAUAAAACCUAUAAAUAGUUCAAUUCUUGGAAUGGCUUAUUCACAAAUCUGAAUUUUAUUCCCACACUUGUAAAGGACGUUAAACAAUCCCAUUACAUCAAGGUCUGUAAAACCAAGCGAAUUUAGUAAGGUUUUGUUUUUUUUUUUUUCAUCUGUUUUUAGAAGAAUGUGUGGAAUCAGAAACUUGCGUGAAACUUACUAAGCUCCUUGAAGUGGAAAAUGCUCUAGUGACAGAAUAUGCUGGCGACAUCCGGUCAAAGAUUAACGCCACAGCUGGGUAGGUAUAAUGGCGAUUUAAAUUACAUGUUCUACGAACAAGAAUUAAAGAACACAUCCAUACCUCAACCGCCCCGCGUAACCAACUCUGUAAAACAAAUUCUCCUUUUCCAGUUGUGACGCAAUCAAUCUCAGUUUUAAACAAUUUUAUUCGACGCCAAACUAGAUCCUAAUAAAGAUGAGCAGUCAAGCAGGCUAGAGAAAACACAAAAAAAAAACACUUUCAUGUAACUUUGGCCAGAAAAUUUCACAUAAAAUCUCAGUUGUCCUACUUCCCUCUUAGACUACCAAAAAACAAUGUUACGUUCCUUCAGCUUAUCGCAAAUGUUUUCCCAUCGAAAUGAAACCUUGUAAAUGCCUAGCAAAAGAAAAAAUACGAGAAGAAAAUAGAAAAAUAAGUUUGGGGAAAGAAAGCGAAAGGUAGAAGCCGUCAGGGGGCAAUAAAACGUUUUCACCAAAUUUUCGCAACUUUGUCCUCUGUGCAUGCUCCAACUUCGAAAGCUGUAACGUUUUGGCCAGGUUUUGUUCUUUUUAACCAGAUAGUGACCAGAAAGCUUUUCCACUAUCAUUUCUAGGGGCAAGUGGGUUAUAUAUGACUGCGAACGCAUUAGCUGCUAAGUUCUACGAAGUGUUAAGGAGGUAUAUUCCUUGUACUUUUCAGAGACGAAAUAGACGACACAGUUUUCAGCGAUGGUCGUGCGUUGAUGAACUGUACCACUGGCACUCGCUUAGACCACUUUCAGAUGAUUAUGACAGGAGUAAACAAGACUUCAGAGGUAAGUUUCUGAGUGAAAAGCUUUUUUCUUACUAGGAAAGAGGUGGCUCUUCUACACAAAUGAAGUUUUCUUUCUUUUCUAUUCUGUAAGGGGUAUUGGAACCCUUUAACUUUCCGUUCUAAAGAUUUAGUAAAUAAUACUUGUCUUUCACAAUAAAAGCAUUUUUCUGAACUAAAGCUCGUUAAAGAAAAAAAAUAAACAUGUUUUUGGUUAUAGAAUUAAUACGGGUUUGCUCCACUAGGCAAGUCGGUAGGUGAAAACUUAUUGCACGGCGAGUAGACGCGUUCAUUGAUAUACCUAGACUGCUAGCAGUUUCUUAUUUUUCUUUUGAGGCACGGAAGAAUGCGUUUUGCAUUAUUUUACCUUUUCGCUCGCCGGGCGUGGCUCUGAGGAAAGAAGGACGACCGCUCGCGUUCUAUGAUUUACCUUGUGUUACUAAGAAGGCUACGUGGCACUUGCAUCUCGGUUAGCGGCAUCAAUAAAGCCGUCAUUCCUUUGCAAGGUUUGAAAUAUGGAAAGUCUAAUAGGUGUUGAAUCAGGUAGUUAUCAAGUACGUAUUUUGAGCCCCCGUCUCUCUCUCUCUCUCUUUCCUCACGGCUGGGCAGGACUCAUCCUGGCGGUUGCCCUGGGGAAUAGUGACAGUUACUCUGUUAGCAGAACUUUUGACCGGUUCGCUAAGCGGUAUGCAAUAAACUGACAGAUCGCUCAUGAACUGAAUAUGUGCACUUGCUCUAUUGGACUGAAUCGGCUCACAUAUCUCAUUUUAAUUUCAGAAAAACCUCCGGAAGAUCCAAAGGAACGAUUUCUAUAUAAUAGAAGUAGGCAGAAAUUCGCGCGCUUUAACAGGCUUUAUGGAAAUUCGCUUACCGGUGGUGAGGAGUGUGCUAAAAUAAUCACAGUCACUGAAACUGAUACCAAGAAGAAAAAAAGAAAGAAAAAAGACGGAAAAAAGGUUAGUCAUCAACACAAGUCAAAAACGAAACCAAGUUUCAGACACAGAUACGCUAUAAGAGGAACAUCAUCUAAUUUUCGUUUCAUCUGUUCGUGCGGAAGGUGAAAGGUCUGUAUAACUCUUGCAUUGGUGCAGGAAUAAUUGCUUCCGAAAACCCCUCGUAACGUUAUCAAGUGACAUAACCAACUGCCAGGGCAGGCAAUUGCAAUUGUUUUUCACGUCUCUGACUACUCGUCUUCAUUCUCUAUUUUCUAAUUCCCCAUAAUACACACUGUUUGCCCCCCAAAUUUUGCAUAAACCAUUGUUUUUAAAUGCUCCUGGGAGUAUUGCAUUUUCCCAAGAGCAUUUUAAGACAAUAAGUUAUGCAAAAUUUGGGGGGCAGACAGAGUGUAUUAUGGGGAAUUGGAAAAUAGUCAAUGGUACAUGUCAUGAAGCAGUACAAAUACCAUCAUCUUAAUGCUCCACUUUUUCCACUACAAUGCUCGGUAUCCCUUCCCCCCCCCCCCCUAAAAAAGUCAGUUUAAAUGCUUGAUAUCCGAUAUACAUGUGAUACAUCCGAUAGAAAUAACAAGUGGUGUAACCAUAACAUAUACAAGUUAAAGGUUCAAUACAGAAAAAAAUAAUCCUAUUCACGACUUUAUUACGGUGGCCUCGGUUUCUUUUUAAAAAUAUAUAUAUAUUUUUUACAUACUCUGACGAAAAAUAUUUUGCGCGGAAAAAUCAACUUAAAUGCCUCGCUAAAAUGCUAAUAAAGACUAGCUUACAACGUAAAAUGACCUUAAAAAAACCUACAAAAAAGCAUUCGAAUGAGUCAUGGAACUGGUUCGUUAAAAGUAACAUCCCAGGGGCUCUCUCGCCCGUUCUUGAAAACUUUUAGCACCGUUUUUCCCUACCCGACUGAGCCCCCCUGAGUCUCCGAGGAUGAAUUUCAGUAUCCAAGCACAGAUUUUGGACUUCGGGGAGGCGGGGAUUAGGUGGAUUUGGAAAAUUGUGGUUAUCUCUGGAAAAAUCGUGGCAACGCCCCUGCUUUAUCUGGACGAGUUAAGUACGGGCACAAUUACCGCAGACAAAGUCGACAAGGUGAACGAGGGAGCCCCUGGCGGGCACUUACUCAUACUGAUCCAGUAUUAAAAGCAUUUGUAAUCCCCGCUUCUGAUUGAACAGAAAAAAUUUUCUGGCCAGUCAGAAUCAGACUGCCCGGCGGGGGGGGGGGAAAGCGGGCUCCCGUUCAUCUGCUAAACUUUGUCUGCACCAAAAGUUAUCAGUUUCCCCUAUCCCUUCGUGGAUCUGCCAGAAUGGCACUUUUUCUGCAGUAUUCGCACUGUUUUGUGAUAUAUCUGAAAUAGUACAAAUAGUAACUCAUAUUACAGGGAGGCGCAUUUAAGUGAAUCCGAUAAUGUUCCUGUACAAGAUUAUUAAGUUAUAACAAAAUGCAUAACCUAUGUAUCCAAGUUAAAAAGACCCGUGUGGGACUGCGAUGCUUGUUUCACCAGUAAUGUUGUCACUUUUUUGAUGAAAGAUAAUUGAUAAUAAUUGUCAUUUGAAAACUCAUUGACAAAAGAAGCACUGACAUUUGGUUUACCACCUUUUUACAGGGCAAAAAAGCAGUAAAGAUAAUCGAGGAAAUUGACAGAAAACGCAGAGGUAAGCACAAGUGCCUGAGGCAGAUCUUUGAAAGAUGCAAAAUUUAGGAGCUAUGUCAUAUCAUUUAACCACAUCUGGGUUAUGCAUCCGCCAUUUUUUCUUUUUCGCAUACACGCUACUCAGAACUUUAUUGGGUUUGCCACAGGCAGCCCAAAAAUAUGCUCGGUUAUUUCAGAUUACUUCUUGUUACUUUUUUAAAAGUUCCUUUCCCUCAUGACCUGAAUGAUAAACAUGGUUAGUUUCUGACAUAUCAGGCUUACGUUGUUGUGUUUUUUAAUGACUUCACUGAGAGUAAAAAAAAGGUGCUUGUGAAUACGUAAAAAAGACAAACUGAGAGACCCAUCGAGUUUAAAAAUUGUGGCGCGGAUGGCCCACAAUAGCAUCCGCAUUUCUUGUUGUAAAUUUUUUUGUUGAAUUCUAUGUUUUGUUGAUGUUGUUUGCGAUGUCUGUUUUUCAUGGAUAGGAACUUUGUCUUUAAGCUUGCCUAAUUCUUUUUUGUGUGCGUUGCAAAUACUGAAUUGUUCAUCAAUUUACAGGACGUAAGCAGGAGAAAGACCAAGAUAAAUGGACACAUGUCCUUUCGGAGAUUGACAGAAGCCUGAAGACAGAUAACUACACUGCUGCCUUACAGUUGGUUGACAAAUUUUUGACAGAUUGUAAAACCCCUGAGUUGCAACUUAAAGCGCUUAUGAAAAAAGCGCAGGUUUGCCUGGACGCCUGGCAAGAUACACGUAAGUUCCUUUCGACACCCUUUCAUUCUUUUUUUUCAUGUUUGCGUUUCUCUCUUAAAUCUUUCUCCAUUUUCCCCUUUACUUAAUGUGAUUAAUCGUAAGAAUCUCAACCUGGCGUAAUGGCAUUUAGAGGUGCAAAACAGCAGCCUUCGGUCACAUGUAUUUUGCUUACGCUUAUAUUUCAAUUCAAAUCACUGCACCAACUGACGGGCACUGAGCUUGAUGAUGGCCAAACCUUUGUUGAUUUUUCAGGACGUACCCUUUAUCGGCUAGCCAUUACCUGUGGGUGACUUAUUAUACAGAACAGAUUUUGCAACUAUUUUCGUAGCAGAGAUGCUGCAGAGUUAAGUGAAUCCAAAUUUUGUUACUUUGGUAUUCCAGGCUCCCGUGACUCCAAUUCAAAUGACAUGAAAUAUCCAGUUCUUCUCAUGGAAAGCGUCCAGAAAAUAACAGAAGGAUUUGAAAGCCUUCUCACCGACAGAAACAAGAAGAAACUGGCAGGAUACAUGCAAAAACUUGGAUUUGAAGACAUCUCAGCCAUGUUUUACAAGCUUAAUCCAGAAACUGGCAGAGAGGUUGUGAAUCAAUUGUCUUCUGCACUUUUACCACCCACACCCCUUAAAAAACAAUACCUUGGAAAGUACUGCCGACCAAAAGAUUUGGUCAACAGAUCAGAUGAAGUUGCUUAUUUCCACUGUUUUUUUUUGUGUGUGUGUGUGUGUGUGUGUGUGUUUUUGUUUGUUUUUCGUUUUUUUUUUAAACUACUGUUNAGAAAAUAACAGAAGGAUUUGAAAGCCUUCUCACCGACAGAAACAAGAAGAAACUGGCAGGAUACAUGCAAAAACUUGGAUUUGAAGACAUCUCAGCCAUGUUUUACAAGCUUAAUCCAGAAACUGGCAGAGAGGUUGUGAAUCAAUUGUCUUCUGCACUUUUACCACCCACACCCCUUAAAAAACAAUACCUUGGAAAGUACUGCCGACCAAAAGAUUUGGUCAACAGAUCAGAUGAAGUUGCUUAUUUCCACUGUUUUUUUUUGUGUGUGUGUGUGUGUGUGUGUGUGUUUUUGUUUGUUUUUCGUUUUUUUUUUAAACUACUGUUAUUGUUUUUUUUAAUCACGAAUUUGACUUGCACAAUAUUAUUUUUUUAGGAAGAACUUUAGUGCUUUAUGUAUUUUGAAACUGAACGAGUUCUUAUCAUCUAGACUGGGCAGCUAUCACUUAAAGAAACAAGCGCGAGAUUCCAACUAGAACACAUGGGACAUUUGCUGAAAAGGGAAGAGCGGACUGAUCCUGACAGUCGGGUAGACAACUUCAUUCCUGACACGUGGCAGGUGUGUAAAAAGUUCAGUUUGCGGAUAAUACAUACUUACAGAUUUGGUUUGAGCAAGGUACGCCGUGAGGUAAGGUUAGGUCAUACACGUCGGCUCAAAGCUAUCUAUUUUAAACCUUCUCUGGUCAAUCAAGUGUUGCUUGCUACAUGAAUGGUUGUUUGACUGAAUGACUAUCCUGGAGAAUGGCUCGAAUCUGGCUAGCUGAUAUGAUUCAAAGGGUGUGAGCGUACGCGUUUCACAUCGGUGUUAUUUUUUUGUUUUUUCGCCAGAUGUAAUUGAAAAUAUCCAUCCUAAUUUUAGUUAAGAAUUAUCGAUGCAGCGCCAUGUUUAACGUGUUUUUUAAUCUCAACCGCGAUUUUAGCGUGAACUUCUUGAUGCUGUGGAUAAUAAUGAAUCAGCAGUGAUAGUAGCACCAACAUCAUCAGGAAAGACAUACGCCUCUUAUUACUGUAUGGAGAAAGUACUGAGGGAGAGCAAUAGUGGGGUAGUGGUUUAUAUUUCUCCCACUAAGGUAUUUUGCUUAAUUAACUGGUUUUCAAUUCCUUUAUUUUUAUGCUUUGCUGUUGUUACUGGUUUUUUUUCCCUUUUUUUAUGCAUCGUCACUCCACUUUUUCAUCCGAAAAAAACGCACGUUUCCCCUGCUUGGGACCAGAAAAUUGUAUCUGCGUUGAGACCCUAUACAUUUGACUGCAUGUUUGUCUUUCUUUAGCAAUCAAAAUGACUAAUAUUGUUCAGGUUUUACUUAACUUAAUUAAGUGUUGUCGUUAAUCGUGAGUUAAAGAUGUUUUCGGUUGGAGUUACUUUCAGUCUUAAUGUUUCCUGGCUUAUUUGGCAUUUUAUUUAUCUAAUAUAAUUCCCUUUCAUAUUUAAUGUAUAGGCUCUAGUUAAUCAAGUUGCUGCCACAAUUUACGCCCGCUUUCAUCGUAAAAAAAUGCCGGGUGGAAGAGCUGUCUAUGGGGUAUUCACCAGAGAUUUUCGGUACAACACCUUGAAUUCCCAGGUAACCUUUUAUGCCUAUACUUUUAAUAUGGAUUUGUGAAAGUAAAAAUAUAACAUUUACUGCUUCUCGCUAUUUCUUUUCUUCAUGACAAUAUAAUGUGGGGUGAGCUACACCGUUUUUGACAUAAACCGCUUUUGUUAGCUUCACAAAGCAUAGAUAAGGGAUCCAGUCAUUUCAAAGGGGCAGAUCAACCGAGGCAAGUCCAAGAAAUGUACAUCCAACAAAAUAUUGGGAGACAAUUUCGCAAAAAUGGCUAACCGGAUUUCCAAGAAACUUGGCAAACCUUAUGAAUGGCAUUCGGAGGCCUAACCUCUUUUCAUAUUUUAAACAAAACCGAACAACACUUUCGGAUUCUCUUUCAUUUCAAUUUGUGUAAGUGGUUUUAUAAAAGCUUGUCUGUAACAAGAAAAACCGCGACAAAUGCUCCUUUAAAAGUACUCUAUCUAAACUAUGUGUGCGUACGUGCCGGCUUUCCAUAAACAGGAAGGAAAUGUAUUUUGCAAUAUGAAUAAAUGGGCCGACUGUUUUGACAAUAAAAAAAUUACCCCUGUCCACAUUUUUUGACUCGCUAUAAGGUAUCUCUCAACGAAAUAUGAGGACAGGCAUUUUUUCCAUCAUGUGCCGCAAUUUUUCGAUUUCACGUGGUCUCCAGAAAAAUUCCCUCUUAAGGUGACUCGACCCAGUUUUCUUUGGGGGGGUACCAUCCUACUUUGAAGCUCUCUGGUAUCCCCACCUUUACUUUUAUCGUAAGUCUAACACAUAGAAUGGAUAACAUAUAGAUCAAUCUACAAUAUAACAUAAAAUUUUUGGCGAUCGGAGUAAAUGUCACGUGGUUAUAAUGCCACGCCCCUUUGAGGUCUGAGUCGAAAAUCUGCUGUUGCCGGCAUUUUUUCGUGAAAAUCUCUCGGCUACACAUAGUGCGCAUUAGUGCCUUGCGCUGAACAGAGUUUCACCAAAAUCGCAAAGACCCAAUUCGAGAAAUUCAGCGGUUUCCAAAUUUAGGUCAUAAUUUAUGCGAAAAUGAUAAGCAAACUUUACACGGAUUAUAUCUAAUAAACUAUGAGAUUCAUCUCUUUAUUUUGGGCAUCGUUAUAACAGAUGGGUCCUUGCAAGUCAGCAAAACGCUUUAGGGCCUUGUAAAUGCGCGCGAUUUCGAGCAAAGCAAACAUAUAGAAAUUAUAGUUUUCGCUAUUUGUUGACGUUUGUCAGCGUUUAAGAGUCCUUCUCACGAAAAAAGCAUUUUCUUAAAAAUUCGUAGUUUUUUUUCCUUCAAAUUUUUUCAGGGCCACAAUUGAUUAACUAACUACCCGGACUCUGAAUUUCAUGGUCAUUGAAAAACUGUGACAUUAUCUUCUAUAAGCCCAAACUUGAGUAAACAUUGAAGAUUUUUAGCGUUUUGGCUGAGUUUGUGCUUUGGGAGUUGUCUAUUGUUUCUAGUCUGUCAUUAUACAGCAUUCUUGUUCAGCACGCGUGCAAUGACCGCGCUUGGCUGACUUCCGAAUGCUCACCGAGAUAUAAUAAUUUUGGUACAGUGAGACAGGCCAUCGCGUGAUACAUAGAGGUUUAAGUCACAAUUUUUAAUCAAUUCUCGUGCUUCUUGUGCCUUUGCAAAAAAAUCAAGAAGUGCUACACACUAAAUCUACUUACUAUUAAAAAAAUAUCAUUUUUUCAUAGGUUUAAUGCAAGCCAAUAAUUAAACCAACUCGUGACGGGAAUAUCUCGGUGAGCAUUCGGAAGUCAGCCAAGCGUGGUCAUUGCACGCGUGCUGAACAAGAAUGCUGUAUAAUGACAGACUAGAAACAAUAGACAACUCCCAAAGCACAAACUCAGCCAAAACGCUAAAAAUCUUCAAUGUUUACUCAAGUUUGGGCUUAUAGAAGAUAAUGUCACAGUUUUUCAAUGACCAUGAAAUUCAGAGUCCGGGUAGUUAGUUAAUCAAUUGUGGCCCUGAAAAAAUUUGAAGGAAAAAAAACUACGAAUUUUUAAGAAAAUGCUUUUUUCGUGAGAAGGACUCUUAAACGCUGACAAACGUCAACAAAUAGCGAAAACUAUAAUUUCUAUAUGUUUGCUUUGCUCGAAAUCGCGCGCAUUUACAAGGCCCUAAAGCGUUUUGCUGACUUGCAAGGACCCAUCUGUUUUAACGAUGCCCAAAAUAAAGAGAUGAAUCUCAUAGUUUAUUAGAUAUAAUCCGUGUAAAGUUUGCUUAUCAUUUUCGCAUAAAUUAUGACCUAAAUUUGGAAACCGCUGAAUUUCUCGAAUUGGGUCUUUGCGAUUUUGGUGAAACUCUGUUCAGCUUAAGGCACUAAUGCGCACUAUGUGUAGCCGAGAGAUUUUCACGAAAAAAUGCCGGCAACAGCAGAUUUUCGACUCAGACCUCAAAGGGGCGUGGCAUUAUAACCACGUGACAUUUACUCCGAUCGCCAAAAAUUUUAUGUUACAUUGUAGAUUGAUCUAUAUGUUAUCCAUUCUAUGUGUUAGACUUACGAUAAAAGUAAAGGUGGGGAUACCAGAGAGCUUCAAAGUAGGAUGGUACCCCCCCAAAAAAACUGGGUCGAGUCACCUUAAUAUGACGGUACCUAAUUGUAUAAAUCGACAUCUUUGGUUUUCAGAUUCUUGUCACAGUUCCCGAGUGUUUGGAGAUUCUGUUUCUCUCACCUCGCAGACAGGACUGGACGAAAAAUAUCAGAUAUGUGAUCUUUGAUGAGGUAAUGCGCAAAGUAAUUUUUUUAGAAGCAAGCCAUUUUACAUGGUGUUCCUGGAGAUCUUUAUUUAUUUAGCUUUUGAAAUUUAUUCAGCCUACAAAAGGCUUUUUCAUUUUCUUUGAUUUCCUUUUUGACAAAACUAGUGUCAAGCUGCCGAAACACUUUAACAGGUUUCUCGGACCUCUUAGAAAGCGUUUGGUUUUGUUUCUAUCCUUUAAACCUCUGUAGGUCCACAGUUUGGGUCAGGAGGUUGGAGCUGAGGUCUGGGAACAUCUCCUUCUUUUGAUUCGUUGUCCUUUUCUGGCUCUUUCAGCGACCAUUGGAAAUCCACAAGAUCUACUUAAGUAAGAUUAAAGCAUAUCUCUGCUUCUACCUUCUUUCCAGAUUGAACACCAACGUUAUCAUCAUCAUCAUCAUCAUCAUCUUUAUCAUUAUCAUAAUCAAUCCUGAUUUAUCCCAGACGUUAAAGCUAAUUAUUAUUCAUUCAAAAUAUUUCUCCAAUUCUGAUUGGCUAAAAGCACACGCAUAAUUCACCAUAACCAGUUACUGAUGACCAAAUUUGGAAGAAUUUUGUGUUUAACGAGGAAAUGACGUCAAAAAUGUUGCCUGCGUGCAGACGUCUCCUAUUUCCUUUGUUGCACGCGUGCAGCCGCUGAAGGUUAAGGCACCGUUACCGAAAACACCUUGUUUUGGUUGUGAAAAAAAAAAUGGCGGACAUUUCACUCGUUUCAAGAGUAAAAACUACAGCUGGAACUAGGGGAAAUAAUAGCUAAAAACAUGGCAAAGACAGCAAGAAGACAACUCUGAGGACGACAUCUCAGUGCUAUUUGGAGAAUAUUUGCGGAGCUGGACAAACCUAAACGUACACUAUCGAAGAUGAACUUAACAUCGAUGCAGGUAAGCAUGUUUUAGCUAUGUUUUUAAACUAGGAAUUCUUUUGAAUGAAUAAUAAAGCAAUUAAUGAAUUCGGCUUUCGUAGGAAAUGAAGAAUUAAGCAGAUCUCGGAGGGUGUUAUCCACCGAGGCCGAAGGCGGAGUCGGAGUAAUUGUGUACCUAUGUACCUUUUCGGAAGGGUCGGUAUAAUUGUGCUAAAGAAGGUAGUUCAUAACAGUAUGUAAUCAAAUUUGUAGCAAGUAAAAUGACUCAAAGACGGUUUUAUUUGAUAUAAUUGCAGUUGGUUACAGGCCGCUCAAGACUUUCGCGAACAGCAAGAUAAACAAGACAGUGGAAAGCUUAGGAAGUCAUACAGGAUCAAGCUUGGUAUACUUAAUUAUUUCAGUAUACUUAAUCCUUUGCCUUUCGCAGGGGAGCUUUAUAGGGAUAAUGAAAGAAUAUCAAAUUAGACAUAAUAAAAGGUUAAAAAUCCCAGCUGCUUGGAGGCAAACCAGUUGGCUAUUUACAAAACGUGACCAAGGAGAUGAACUCAAGGCCAGGCCUAAUCCACUCGGCCAUGCAUGUUGCCUUGAGAGAGCGUACGCAACCACAAAGGCGACGGCAACGAGAGCGUAAAAAAAAACUGCUUUCACGAACAUCACUGCAUGUGCAUACCCCACUUUUAGGUAUAUUUCCGAAAUAAUUUAUUUCCUAUUUUCUGUCUCUGCUUAACUUAAGUAACGUGUAAAGAACGAUACUCGGAUCUUGAAAAGAACAUCUAUCUUCCAAGUCCCCAAAAUGGAGGAUUUUCUGAAGAGACAAUGGAAUACGAGGAUGGCUACGAUGUUACAAGAACAGAUGAAUUCGUUAGCCUUCAUCCGUGUGCUCAACUCGGAGCCAAACAGGCAAGAUAUUAUUAUGAUUAUAAUUGUCCAAACAAUAACUGCAAAUAUCUAUUAGAAUAUUAAACUCUGGGACCACCAAGAACAGUGGAAUAAUAAAGUCAUUUUCCGAGUUCCAUAAAUUUAGGCUUAGAGAAAACACUUAUUAUUUAAAAAUGAUAAACUGAUUUACACUUAAUUGCAAUAACUUUGUCAUAAGAAAAGCAAAAAAAGUAAAACAAAAAGGCCAAAUAGGAUAUUAACCAUACAAAUUAAAUGUGGAUAUAUUGGUAAUCCUGAAAACACUUUUGCAAUACUGUAGAGACACUUUAAGGUAAAUUGGCCUACUGAUAGAUAUCUUCAAUCUCAUUGUAGAUCUUUGAAUGAAGUGAGUGUGCCUAAUUCAUUCCUACUCAGCGUUUUUUUCAAUUCUCUUUUUUCUAUUUUUCUAUGACAACGUUAUGGCAUAUAGAUGUAUACUGAAACGAAAACUCCGAAAUGGCCUAUGGUUUAUUAAUCACCACCCAGAGAAAACUGCGCAAUAUCAGUUGUUAUUGUUUUUGCAUUCCUUGCUUUGACCAUAACGUAAUUAAAUUAUCAUCCGUUUGAAUUAAUUAGAUUGAAAUAAAAUUUACGUAAUAAUCAUUCAACCUUUUUUCGAUUAAUUAGGACCAAUUUUGGCACUCUUUGAAAUGGAGGUAAUCCAAUACGAAUGGUACAAUAAUGACGUCAUUCCUAUAAAAUAUGACGUCAUUUCAUCAUGAAAACAUCCUUAGAAUUAAGGCAUUUUCUGAUGAGUAUAUACAUAUCCUCUAAGAUACAUUACACUACAAACCAAUCAAAAGGAUAUUUCUUUCUAUUCCUUUGUUGCAGCUUAAGGAGAAUGGUUUUCCAAGUGAUUUGUCUCUCACCCCUAGAGAAACUCUUCAACUAUACGACACCAUGCUUCAACACUGGCCUGAUAAAGACUCCUUGAAGGUCAGUGAAUAGCAGUGAAUUGCAAUGAAUUGGAAGUUCUCUUGGAAGAUAACUUCAGUGAUUCCUUUGCUUGGAUUGGGAACUUGUCACCAGCAGAAGCGAGCUAAAAGCUAAACUGGCAUAGAUGACUUAUAAAUCGUGAAAAACGCGGAAAGAGGAGAGCUGAGCGGGUAGAAAGAGAGGGAGCUCGGUUUUUUUUAUCCUUUCCCCACCCGUGAAAACCUAGUACAGGCUAGAUAAAUGAACAGAUAGUGAGUUGAUUCAUAGCUGAACAGUAGAUGCCUCUUUAGCUAUACAUUCGUACUGAGACUCCCGCUGCUGGUUACAAAAGUAACAGUCUUCCGUUAAGAAGAUGAUCCAGUCAAUCUAUGAACUUAUAAAAAUUCUCUUUAGACUUUCUGUCCACCAUAAGAAAUGAUUAACUUAAGCCCUUAUCUUUACCCUUUUGAAGUAAAAAAAUUUCUUGUUUUAGAGACUUUCUCCUGAGCAAUAUUUCAGAGAAAAUAAGUUCAUUCACAAGAUGCAUGCAAGAGACUACGCAGAGGAACUGAAGAAAGAGUUCAAAUCCUGGACGGAUCACUGCGGACAGUUGAAAAAGGUAAACUUUUCAGAUCUAGUGCUAGACUCUCUCUACGAACGCUCGUUACUAAGACUUUUGGUAAUGAAUAAGAAGUUGGGGCAAGAAAGAUAAUGGCUUUUGAAAUAGGACGUGUAAUAGGUUAAAGAUAAGGAGUCUGUCAUGAGACUAGGCUCAAUUCAAUCAUUAUUCGUCUCUUUAGAUUUUUAGCCUAAACUACUAAGAAUCCAUGGGUAUCAAUACAAGAUGAUGAGAUCAGCUGUGUGAUUGCUUUGUAAAUAGAUAUAAAUUAAAAUAGAGUCCAGCGCGGUAGUUGAUCAAGAUCUACCGUUUCAAUUACAGUUAACAUGAAUAGAAUGAUUGCAUGAUUUUCCAUUUUUUUGCUCGUAGAAAACCUCCAUUGAGUUACGGCGCAUUGCCAAAACGUUCUCUGUUAAUUAGCGGCGGAGCGCGCGCCGCGUAGGUCCAUAAGAAAUAUAAUAUGGUUGUCUAUUCAUCCAAUAGAAUGUGGUAGUCCUUCCAUCCACCAGUCUGCAUCAUAGAUAGACCAAUGUGUAAAGUCACACUUACUAGCUUGAGUGGAAGCCCGUGGAAAGGAAAAGGGAGUUAGGCAGAAGUUAACAUAUUUUUAAUACAGAGUACCCUUCACGAGUUAAUGCUGAUUUUAAAAACUUGAAAUGGUUUUAGGUGGUCAUUUAGGUUUCCCAAAAGAGCUUUGAGGUUAGGGCCCGAGGGGGUACUCCCGCGAAUUUUGGAUAGGGGUGUGCCGCGAAGGUUCGUGAACCCUAACCCUAUUUAAGGACUAAGAAAGCGAAAACUGAUACCUUUUUAAGGCCCAAAGCCGAAAAAUGACACCCUAUUCAAGGAAAAAACAAAAUUAUUAAUAGCAUGAAAAGGAAAACUUUAUUUCUUCUCUGUAACAUUGGAUGUAUAGCAUCAAGCAUAAAAUACUAGUUUUCACCCCCCAGAAUUAAAAAAAAAAAUUAACCUCCCCCAUCUAAGGACCCCACCAGGGACACAAAAAAAAAAGGGUCAAAAAAGAUCCCCUAUUUAAAGACCGAGAACCCCAAAAACCCUCCCCUCUUCCCCGGCCCGGCCCCUUAUAGCCCAAAUAUGGGAGUACCCCCCCCGGGGGGGGGGGGGUUAGGGAAAAGGAAAGGAAACACACGCAUUUCUCCCUCUCCUUCGUUCAACCGUCUUCAAACCUUCACUUAAACACUCUUGGCCGGUUCUACUGCGAAGUCUCAUUUGGUGGUUAAUUAGCGUUAAUUAGCGAUGCUUCCUUUAAAUCAAUAAGGCAUGUGUAAACUCCACUUUUGGUUAACGGUCUAUUUUAUUCGUCCCUUAGGUGAAGUCCGUGAUUGACUCCCUAAAUUCUCUCUGCUUAACAAAAAUGACUUCGACUGAUGAAGAAUGGAUGGAACUAGAUAUGGAUUCCUCAGGAAAAAAGUUCAUUUUGAGUAACUAUCUAAAGCUUAUUGAACAACUCAAGGCACAAGAUAAACUCCCAGCCUUAGUGUUUAGGUAUUAUUUGGCGUUACUGUGACCUAUUUAUUUUAGAUAAAAUAUGAGAGACACUUCUGUAUGGGUGUUUACAAUGGCAGGCCGAAGGUCCUCUAUCGUCAUUUUUCGACAAAAUUGCAUUACAAUAGCGUCAAAUCCGUAUAGAGUCUAUACAGAUUUGACGCUAUUGUAAUGCAAUUUUGUCGUGCACUUCUUUAGUUAAGUCGUUUGUUUACUCAUGGUAAUCAACCCAGUUGGUUUGUAUUGGGAAAUUGAUGAGUUGUAUGACACUAACUAAAGGACCAUUGAAAGGGAACUAUAUUGUUUGAAGCAGUUUGGUGGAAGGCCAUCUGAGUCAUUCUUUCAGUUCCAGAAAAUAUUGUUAACAAUGGUCACUUUUGUUUGCUUUUUGUUGUAUAUUUGUGUUAGCUUUGAAAGAAAACUGUGCAGAGACCUAGCAAUGGGUCUUGCUAUGCAAUUUGAAGAAAGAGAAGAAGCUUUGAGGGAAAGUACAAGAAAACUUGAUGAGAAGAAACGUUUACAGGAUGAAAAGAUGUCGAAAAGGACCAGAGAUGCAACAGAGAAAGAAAAAGGCAAAAGGUAGCGUAACAAAUUAGCAUUGAAUUUUACCCGGUUGUAGGGUAAAAUCACCCUGCAAGCAGAGCGUUGCUGUGUCUUCCUCUUGACCGAGGACGAGAACAGGAGGCUCGCUCCGCGUGAAUCGCGUCAAGCCUUUAAAGUAUUAGUCUCCCUCGCAGCUGUUUUUGAAGUAGCCGCAGCCCGAACUUCCAGACUAGGCCAAUCCUGUUUUCUCUUGUCAAACUGGUUUCGAAUGCGAGCAUCCCUUUAUUGAUAAAUAAAGGGAUGAGGAAUGAGUCCGCUGUACCAAGCGCACGGCUAUUAGGCCUGGGUUCGAAAUUGUAGUCCCGCAACAUGCGGCCUAUACUCAACAAAGAUCUUACUCGAUUCCAUGCAGAGUCUUCCUCGAGUAAGCGAAAGAAAGGCUCUGGCAACAGAAAAUGUAACUUCAACAUUUAUUGACGAAAACCUCUACUGGUGUGAUUUUUACAUUAAAUCUCUUUGUAAGUACUAUUGCAUGGUACUAUCUGUUUUUAAGGAAUUCUCAAGUCGAAAGUUAGAAUUUUUGUUGAAUUUUAACUUUCGGACCUGUUUGGUUUAAAUCUAUGAAAGAAAGCUUAAAUUUAACAGUAUUUUUCGAAUCUCACCAGAACCAGCACUCAGCGAGAUAAACUAGAAGAAGCACAAGAUGAGCAAAAUUUGACAAACUUGGACGAACCUCUACCGAACUGUACAUUAUCCUUUACCCAUGCAAUUGGAAAAGAGGUAGCAAUUUUUUUCUAGUUUCAUUAUUAAUCAUUUUUAUAGAUUUAAGAGCAUUUCCUCUUAAGUCGCUAGAAGCAUUUAUAUGAAUAAGUGAUGAUUAGAAAGCGACGUUAUUGUCGCAAGGUGACAUUUACCUACGAACUUCCUCGUGGCACGAAGGCUUUUUUCUUCCUUUAAUAUUCUCCUUAAGUAAGAAAGAGAAAAAAUGUCGCUUGUUACCAGAGUACGAUUCAACAUUGUCUGUCGACUGCAGAGUCUGACGGCAUAGGUACAAGCCACUUUUCUUUCUAAUUCGCUACAAACUUGUCUGGCGUUUUAAUUUGUUGUCUGUUCAUUUCUGUUUUCUUGUGCCACCAUUUUUCACGACGUUUUCACUACACCUGCAGCGUUUGAAGCAGAUUAUGAACCGUAUCUGGAUGAUGAAAAGUAACCACCCAUUUAAGGCUGCUUUGAGGCGAGGAAUCAGCUUCCAUCAUGCUGGACUGAACAAGAAACUGCGCUCGGUCGUAGAGAUGCUUUUUAGGGAGAAAUAUCUUCAGGUAAAACAGUAGCAUAUCAGGAGAGGGGAUACUCGUUCAUUGCUUUCACUUACAAAGAUCAGUUCAAGAAAAUACAAAGGAAAUGAAAGUUUAAUGAAUGUUUGAAAAUCAGAUGAAAAACUGCUCAUUUUGCAUCCUUAAUUUCUCCUUCUAAAAUCAUUUUGUUUCAGAAGAAAUAUCAAGCAUUCGACACAGUGCGUGUUUCAUCACCAGAUGAAACACCUCGAAGUUCAUCAAAAAUACACUGCUGCACGUCGUAUUUUCAACUUUCUUCUCAGAUUUUACUGAUCUGGUGAUGAAACACUCUGUCUAAUUCUUGAUAUAUUACUUAUAUCUCAACAAGAUGAAAAUGUGACUGGGGCUUGACGCACCUUACGUUCAAAACACGGCGCCGUAACUUUGAAACGCACGCGAAUGUUAAUAGCCUGCAAAAGCAGACGUAUUUCAGGUCAUCGCGUCUCUCCACCCGAAAGUAAGGUCUGCAAACCCAAGCGGCCAAACGAUUUCUGUGACGAAAAAAACCUUUUGUUUUGACGUUGAGCAAUCAGAUCAAUGGACAGAGUAAAGCUCGAGUGACUCUUCGUGACCUCGCGAGCUGGCUUGUCUAUGAUUUUGGAGAGUUUUUUAAAUACUCUUUGGAACGUAAAUUUCACAACUAUAACAAGGUUUUGUGCGACGUUGAAUGCUGACUUCUUUACGUCUGCGUUCACAGGCUAUAUGUUGGACUUGUCCGUUGCACGUUAUUGAACCUCGAAAACGAGUCUGGGACAAGAAGUAAGAUGCGAACCAUUUAUAGGAGCUGUUCGUGUCUUUUGUAAGACAUGCUCGUAUAAAUGCUACAAUUUGCGUCUUUUGAUUUUAACCGUUUAGGACUCGUUUGAGAUGUAAGACGCCUCUUAUUUUUUUUUCUCGUAAACAUGAAUUAAAGUCUGCUGUUCAUUCUGGGUCUUCAGGUCGUCUCGGCAACAUCUACCCUUGCCCAGGGUAUUCAUAUGCCUUGCAAGACUGUUGUGUUCGCUGGAGAUUCUCCGUUUUUAAACUCUCUGAUGUAUAGACAGGUAAGUAGGCGAAGAAGACAAACAAAACUUAAAAGUCAUUUCAGUAAUGGUUUAAAAGGUUUUGUCACUUAAGCACAGAUGACUGAAAAUUGGUCCCCCAUGCAGUUGCCAAUUCCCAAAACUGGUUUUGUGGUAGGUGCGUUGAACUGAAAAAGUGAUGGCCGGUAGCGCGCAAGUACUGUUCUUUGCUUUUUCAUCUUACAGAUGUCUGGCAGAGCUGGCCGUAGAGGGUUUGACCCGGUGGGUAAUGUGGUGUUUUUUGGAGUUCCUUACCGGAAGGUUCAACGUCUCAUGACAGCUAAUAUACCGGAGCUUGUCGGAAACUUCCCUAUAAACGUUUCCCUUGUUUUGCGCCUGCUUCUGAUGACAUCAAGAGGGGACGACAAGAAAGAUGCGCUUACUAAGGUAAGGAAGUGAAACAGGCACUCAAGCCUUUAUUAUACCCUGAAGUUUAUAAUUUAAAGGGGCAAGUGUCACUUAGAAAUCUAACCAUGUAUGUAAUCUCAAAAUACGACUUAAGGUUUUCUCAAACGCUAUUAAAGGAGUCCUAACGAUCCCCUUAAAAGCUAAGUGACAAAAUAUAGGCUGAUUAAAAGUGAAUUUAGAAAUUUUAAUAAAAAACACAGCAAAAACCUCUCUAUGUUACGGUUUGACUUAUUGUGACCGUUAUUAAUUUGUCUCUAGGCAUUAGCGUUGCUUUCUCACCCAUUCAUCUGCCAAAAGCAUCCCGAGAUGAAAAGCCAGAUCAAGAAACAUUUUCUAUUCAGCGUCGAACUUCUUGCCAGAUUGGUGGGUAACUUGUUGAACAUAAACGUCGUCUCCCCCGCACCCCAUUUUUGCGUUUUCAAUGUUAACAGAGGGGGAGUUGUUAGAUAAAUGUCAUCGCUGGAAUGGCACACACGGUCGUAGACAUGAGAAUGUAGGCUAGAUGUUAGGUAAGUAGAGGGGGGAGGUUUAUAAGGUAGUAAUUGCUCUUGCGAAUUAAGGGCUGUUAUGCAUGGGGCCUUGGGUUAUAGCUUGAACUGGGAAAUAACAAAAGCAUCGAACGCUUUAUAACGAUUUUUGGAUGGGCUAAAUCUUCACUUUCUUCGUCUUUGUUGCGUGUUCCAUCUCAGGGCCUCAUUAACAAAGACACUGGAGCGCCACAAGAAAUGGCUGGACUCGCAACUCAUCUUCAUUACCACGAGCCUUCCAAUUUCGUUCUAGUUAGCUUUCUGCAACGAGGCCUCUUUCAUGAGUUUUGUGAACCGGACGAAAAUGGUAAGAAAGCCAUAGCCUUUAAAAGUGUAUGACGAGGUCCUCUAGAAGGUCAGUCUACUCAGUGUAGUCUACUCAAGGCUCUAAUUAUACUACUGGGAUACGAUUAUGCAUUUCAUAGGCGCGUAACAUACUAGAAGAAAUGUCUAACUGGAAACAAUAAUAAUCAGAAUAACUAAUAUGAUUCAUCAAUAUAGGGGUUACAUAUGUGGUAUGCACAUUUUAAAUAUCAUUUUGUCUCCAAAUCAUUAUUACAGGAAGGUUUUCAGAAGACGUCAUGAGGAAAAUGGUUCUGAUACUUAGCCAUUUGUUUGCUCGAACAUUCCUCCAUGCUUCUUACAAGCGAAGGCUUUCCCUUUGUUCAACUUCAAAGGUACAAGUCCCAUCAUCAACUACGGGAGGGGUACCCGCUAUAGAAGCCAAAUGAAAUAAAAUGUCGCGGAUGAGAGGAAAGUAGACGUGUCCUUUUGACAUAAUAUAUUAGGGACCUUAAGAUCCAAGGACCGCCUCGAUGGCAGCGAAAACGUCGCCUAAAAAGUGAAUUUGCAUUCGUUUGGUCUUUUUCGCGAUUGUACCAACACACCACUUAUUUUGUCAAACGAAGGCGAACCCUCCUGGAGUUGAAUUCCUAGAGACAAUAUCCAAGUUCAGAAAGAGAAAUACUAUUUCGUUGUCGCUCGUUUACGUCCUCCAUAAAACGUAAAAUUGGGCAAUUUCACGUCCUAGUCGUGCAAAAACGGCAAAGAAAUGUACAUUAUUCACGUACAAAGAUGUUUUUUGCCUACUAAACCUUUGUUUGGACGUUCUCGUUGCCGUCGCGCAGUCGGAUCUUGAAGUCCCUUUUAACAGGUUAGCAAGUCAGCAUACAAGGGCGCCACUGGCAGCCGCUAUCAGUCCAUUUAUUAGCUAUGAGCUUACUAUAACCCACCAAGCCCAUGAUUUGAAUGAUGUAUGCAACGUAGACCAAACCACCGGGAAAACUUCCCCUACUAAUUUCAAACAGUAAGGUGGGUUCCUUUACGUCCUCUUCGAAUUGACUCAUGUGAGAACGAUAAAGGUGACGUGCAAGGCCAACGGCUUGACGUCACCCCUAAUGACGCGAUCAUCAGAGCCAGCAUUAUUUUAUCAUUUUUUAAAAGAUCCCUGGUUGGUGUGGCCCGGCCGGGCUUUGAACCCUUGUCCUCUCACUCGAAAAACCGGCGCUCCUCUAACCCCUCCACCCGGGACAAGUUUUCUCCACAUAAAAGUCUAAGAGGCCUUAGUGUUAAGGUUUCUUUCUUUGUGUACGCUAUUUCAAUUUGAAAGUUUACCCUCGCUUUCGUGUUUAAUUUUCUUUAUUGGAAAGUAAUUAUUCCUUCAAUUGGCGUUAAUUCAAAUGCCUUAAUUAACACAAGCGUAAAUUUCCGGUAACAAGGCAAAACGUUUCAUCAAACACGUAAAAAUUUACAUAAUGGGCCUUACAUUAAAUUCAACCUAACUAAAUUAUAAAAAGAUGUUAUUGGUUUAGUAUCAAGAAGUCUGUACAGCGGUCUCUCCUCGCUCCUUUUCCAACAGGUUAUUUUGGAAGAUCUUCCUCAAGAGUUUGCAGAAGCUCUUCAAGAUUACAAUGCUCAGGUUACAAAGGUUUUCGGCCAGUAUUUAACCACUGUUGCUACAGAGCAUGAAAGGCAACGAGGAGAGGAGAACAAACUUCCCUUGUCAGGAAUAGGUAAGAAAGAAAAAAAUCCCUAAAGAGUGGACUGUAAGUAGGAUAGACGGCUCCGCUUACUCCUGUUUUUUGCGGUUGAAUCUUGUUAAUUAGAAUCAAUUAACGCCGAUGACAUCAUGAAAAAGCAACUCAGAAAGAUCGCUUCAUUGAUGGUCUUAGUUUAGUUAAUUUAUUGAAACGAAGGAACAAGCGCUAACUUACAUGCCACCUUUUGCCGCAUUACUUGUCUAUAGUUUGGGUUCACUGAUUCUUGGCGCGCAAAUUGUGCAUAUUACCUGGUCAUUCAUUAACUAAACAUAUUAAAUUUUCCUGAAUUUUUUUAACCUUUCCUCUACCUUUCAAUUAUUUCCUUUCUCCUUGAUUUUUAUUUUCUUCCCUCACCACCACCUCCACAUUCCUAUUGUCCUCCCGCCACCACCUUCACAUUUCCAUCGUAAACGAUGACCAAAUCUUGGCCUUCUGGAUGUGUGCUUACCCAAAGUUCGACUGUAUUACGAAUAGCUCAACAAACCCAGGGUCAGGUCCAAUACAAGCUGACAAUCUAACUCAACUAAAGACCUCCGAAAAGAACGUAAUACAAAAAUGGAGUGUGGCGCAAACCAAGAAAAAGUUCAUUGAGACGAGAAAAGUGUUAACAAAAAAACUCCGCUGAUCGAUAUUGAUGGUAUAGGUGAAACAUCGAGUAAAUAAUUCGUAAAAACAAAUAUUAUACGCAUUAUGCCAAAAGAGCAACGUUCACGUGGAAUCGUCCCUCAAUAUAACCAUCAAUCCCAUUUGACGUUGUAGAGUUCCCAGAUCAAGCGAGCAUUAACCUAAUUGAUGAAUUUGGCAUUAUCAAAUCGCUUGGACGCUCUUCUAUUAUGUACUCUGCAAGCUCGUCAUUUGCUGCACUAUCGGGAAACUCAGACUUGAAAUUGCCUUCUUCAAGUCAAGAAGAUGAGGAAGACGAAGAGGAUGAAGAUGAUGAUGAAGUGGGAGCAGAUACGGAGGACGCAAGCUCGGACACCACAGAGGAGGAAACAAGUGACAGUGACGAAGAAAGUGAUGAAUUUGAAGAUGAAGAUAAAGGAGACGAUGUUGAACCCAUUGACCUUUUGCUAAAGGUAAACAAUGCAUGAUUUAUCUAGGAUCAUUUAUGACAUUUUCACCUUCACGAAGAAGAAACUUAUUCCGUACCUUUUCAAACCUUUUCAGUGUAUCUAUUCUCUCAUCUCUGGUCUGAUCAUAUUCUUUUUCGUUUAGCCCACACAGCUUGAUUCCAUUUUUUUCUUAAUUUUGCUAAUAAGAUUCACAUAAAUGCUUAUUUGUAAGCGGUUAGGAUUUCAUUGUGGGGCAAUGAUCAGAGGUUCCCCACUGAAGCCUUCUAAAAAUGCACCCAGCUAUCAUCGUACAGACCACAGGGAGUUCUCUGGCACCAUUGAGGGAUGCGCAGUAGUCCCAGUAAAACUCUGCUUACAUCUCCUACAACCUUCUCGUAAUACUCGUACAGCUUGUACACAGAACGGGGAACUGUGAGUGAGGCAGUCAUCGAGAUGUUUCAAGGUAUGCAGCGAGAAUUAAAUGUUUGGCGAUAACCAUGAAGUCCUUCAGUAAUGCCAGGAAAGUGGAACUAGCAUCUAGUUAUAAAAUAAGACAUGAACGGGAAAUUUCGUAAUGUUUAGCCGAGAAGAAUUUGUAAGGAGUUCUAGGAUUUUUCCAAGUUGGAUAUACGGAUAAAAUGGUGCAUAUGGCUACCUCAUAAUGAGUCUCCCCCACCCCUCUUGCUACGUAUAUACAAUAAAAAAGGCUUUUACCUUACAGAUUGUUCGCCAAGAUGUAUACACAGACAUCAACGUGGUCCCAGUUCUUCCCUUGAGGAAACACGAUUCACUCGGGCGAGUCCAGCGCCUCAAUUCUUAUGCUUUGGAUUUCUUCAAACAUGGAUCUGCCAAAUGCAUUGAGAAGGAAAACAGGUUUGUAACAAGGGCAAUCACAUACAGCAAUUUAGGGUUAUUUUAACUGUCCGUUUACAUACCUUGUAUGCAUUCUCUCAUUAGUUACAAACUGUUUAGUCGUGAAGCUACUACUUUAAAGACACCCCACUUACCUCCACAACUGCAGAUUCCAACUUUCAUCAACGGAACCCCAGAAGUAAUCCCCAAAUGUGAAUGUGGGAUGUAUGGGACAUUGGAUACUUCAAAGCGUUAUUUUGGUGAACGUAACAAGGGUCAGCUCAGUCGGUAGAGCGCUGACCUGUAGAGCGUGGCGGGGUGGUGUAAGGGCGGUGUGGAGGGCAUGAAACCCUCGCUGCUUCUAGAAUAUCUCUAUGAAGGCCUUUCCGAAAAAAAAAGGAAAGCAUAAUACUCUAUAGGCAGGCUUAGAGUCACCUGAGUGUUUUAUUACACACAAGAGGAUUUGAGUACAGACACUAGUCGCUUAACCAAUUUGUUCAUAACUUAAAGGAACUUUCAAGCCUAAUGCGUUGGUAUGCAAAUGUCCGUAUUCUAAUGGUCGACAAGUAAGACAAGUAACUUCGUUGCUUCCCAGCCCCCUCCUGGGCCUUUCUUUGCAUGCGCAGUUAUUACUAUGAAUUUUUUCGGAAAGGCCAACAAGGUUUUUGCGUCGCAAACCCAUAUUGAGAAAGGUCAGAAACUCAUAAGUAGGUGAACUUAGCUGCACCUUUUUUCCGACGUCCCGUGCUUUGAUAUCUUCAUGAAACAGUACUUCUCGUGUUCUUUAAAUAAAGAUUAUGAAUGAAUACUACUAGCAGUAUUCAUUCAUGUAUUAAACCGAUAAACCUAUGUUCUUUUGUACUGUUUAUAUAUAUAUUAGUUUUGAACUGCAGUAAGAUUACAGCUAUCUUGUAUGGAAAUGUGCAUACACGGGAAUAGGCGUUCAAUCAUUCUCAUGUUUCUCUUAUAGAAUAAGAGCUGGUGAAGUUUUCAAUGUGUUAAAGGACUUUUGCUUAACCAUUAAAUCAAUCAGGUACGAAUAAACUUUUUAUUAUCCUUUACACAAUCAACCGGUUGAAAAUCUCCCGCAUAUAAAUCAUUCAACUGCUGACUUACACUGUAUGGAAGAAGAAGCUAUUACAAAGAGUAGCCGAAUCAGAUGAAGAGACCAAAAUUAGUACGCGAUGGAUAGCCUCGUGUGUGUCUGAAGUUUCUAAACAAGAAUUUCUUUUCAAGGCUAUUUCCUCAAAAUUCAAUACCAAAAAAAAUGCAAAGAUUAUUUAUUUAAAAACAUCACGUCUUUAUUUGUUCAACCAUAAAUUUUCCUUUUAUAUUUGGGAAGAAACAAUUACAUGCACUCACCACCACAAAAAUUAAUCUUGAUUUGUUUUUCAGUUGUUCAUUAGAAGAGUUAGGACCUGAAAAUGAACCGGACAACGUGGUGCUAGCGUUUCAGCAGUUGGCCGAAGAGUUUGGAGAGCAAUUCAAGAAGCAAUAUGAUUAUGACAUUUAAAUUUCUCCUUGGAAGUUUACUUGUGUGGACUUGAAGAGUG